This is a messenger RNA of Trichoderma reesei QM6a, 1506 nucleotides long. RefSeq lists its product as uncharacterized. Gene Ontology annotation, cellular component: membrane. Gene Ontology annotation, biological process: transmembrane transport. Lineage: Eukaryota; Fungi; Ascomycota; Sordariomycetes; Hypocreales; Hypocreaceae. The record is from RefSeq and is a predicted model, not a curated record. The transcript has 3 exons. Bases 1 to 1506 code for a protein of 501 amino acids. Gene Ontology annotation, molecular function: transmembrane transporter activity.
AUGGCCCCCGAAACCAAGACCAAGGCCGAAAUGAUGACGCGGGACGUCCACCAGGCAGCGGAAAAGGGCCAAGCCGCUACUGAUCAAUACGGCGAAGCCCUCGUCGCCUACGACCCCGUUGCCGAACGCAAGCUGCGGUUGAAAAUCGACCUCUUCAUCGUCCCAACCGUGUCGCUGCUCUAUCUCUUUUGCUUCAUCGACCGCUCCAACAUUGGCAAUGCCAAAAUCGCCGGCCUCGCAAGCGACCUCCACCUCCAGGGCAACGACUACAACGCCAUCAUCUCCAUCUUCUUCAUCUCCUACAUCGUCUUUGAGAUCCCCGCCACGCUGGCCUGCAAGGCCGUCGGCCCCGGCUGGUUCCUGCCCCUGACCACCAUCCUCUUCGGCGCCUGCUCCAUCGCCACGGCCUACGUCAACACCAUGAGCCAGGCCGCGGGCGUGCGCUUCCUGCUCGGCAUCUUCGAGGCCGGCAUGAUGCCCGGAACGGCGUACUACCUCUCCCGCUGGUACCGCCGCUCGGAGCUCGCCUUCCGCCUGUCGCUGUACAUUGUCAUGUCCCCCCUCGCCGGCGCCUUCGGGGGCCUCCUGGCCUCGGCCAUCCUCAAGCUCGACCACGUCGGCGGCGUGCGCUCCUGGCGCAUGAUCUUCGUCGUCGAGGGCAUCAUCACCAUCGGCCUCGGCAUCGUCGGCUUCUUCACCCUCACCGACCGCCCCGAGACCGCGCGCUGGCUGUCCCAGGCCGAAAGGGACCUCGCCGUCGCCCGCGUCAAGUCCGAGCGCGUCGGCGUCACCUCGUUCCUCGACAGCAUGGACAGCACCAAGAUCCGCCGCGGCAUCCUCAACCCCGUCACCCUCAGCACCGCCUUCAUCUUCCUCCUCAACAACAUCACCGUCCAGGGGCUCGCCUUCUUCGCGCCCACCAUCGUCGCCACCCUCUUCAGGGGCACCACCACCGUCCACCAGCAGCUGCUCACCGUGCCGCCCUACGUCGUCGGCGCCUUCUUCACAGUGUUUCUCCCGCUGCUCAGCUGGCGCCUCGACAGGCGGCAAAUCUUCAUCAUCGCCUCCGCCCCCAUGGUCAUGGUCGGAUACGCAAUGUUCCUCGGCACCACGGAGCCAAAGGUCCGCUACGGCGCGACCUUUCUCAUCGCCUCCUCGGCUUUCUCCUUUGGCGCCCUGACAAACGCUCAAGUUGCUGCAAACGUCGUUGGCGAUACUGCGCGCAGCGCGGCCAUUGCGACCAAUGUCAUGGCUGCGAACAUUGGGGGGCUGAUCAGCUCCUGGGCUUUCCUCCCGUUUGACGCCCCGAACUAUCACAUUGGAAACGGGCUCAACCUGGCUACGUCUGGGACCAUUCUGGUGUUGAGCACGGUGACGCUGUUGUGGAUGAAGCGCGACAACAAGAAGAGGGGGAGCAAGGAUGUUGAUGCUGAGUUGAGAGGCUUGACGCAGGAGCAGGUUGAGGCCUUGGACUGGAAGCAUCCGGCUUUCCAGUGGAGGUAUUAG